AACUGGACAGCGGCUCUUCGGGUCUGCUUCAGUUUGUUUAUUUAAUGUGCCCUUUUUGUUUUGUGUAAAGCAUUAAAUUGAUGUAUUAAACCGUGUGUUUGGAGGAGUGUCAUUCAUUAAAGAUGGCGGAGGGAGCUUCAUCAUCAUCUACAGCUGAUGCAGUGGUGCGGAUUCUCCUGGUGGGCAGGAAAGGUUCUGGGAAAAGCUCAGUAAGGAAUAAGAUACUGGGAGAAAAUAAGUUUAUAAGGCAGGAGUGUGAGCUUAGUGAGGGUCAAACACAGAUCAGAGACAGACGGGUUCAUGUGCUGGACUGCCCAGUUGUGCUGGAUCCAGAUGUGGAUAAAGAGAAACUGCAGGAGCAGCAGCUGUCUGCAUGUUCAGCUGGUCUCAGUUCAGUUCUGCUGGUCGUGCCUUUAGUGAAGAAGCUGGAAAAUGAAGAGGAGAUGCUGGAGUUUAUUAAACAUCUGUUUGGUCCUGAAGUUCAUAAGUACAUCAUGAUCCUGUUCACUCAUGAAGAUGAGGAUGAGGCCAGAGUUUCUCAACUUCUACAACAAAAAGUCAACGUGGAUCUCCAGCAGCUGCUGACUGAAUGUGGAAGAAGAUAUCACUGUAUAAAUAACAAGAGAAGAUCAGAGGAGCAGAGAAUACAUCUGCUGGAGAAGAUUGAGGGAUUAGAGGUAGAGAAUGGAGGAAAACUUAUCAGAAGGAGGAGAGCCAGCAAGAGCAGCUUUGUCGACUUUUCAGGGUUGAAGUCUCCGGCUGCAGAUCCAGACUCAUCCUAAGAGGAAAAGACUGAUCAGAUCCGGCUCUGCUGGGAGAAAACAAGAUCUCUUCAGAAAUGUGGUUGAUAUCCUCCUUCAGCUCAAACUCUUGCGUGAAUAAAUGCUGGAAUCAUGUAAACAAACCCCCAAUGAGACAUAUACAAACUGAAAACUGCUGAACUGAAGCACUGCUGUGUUUACUGAGCACUGAGAGACACUAUCUCAGUCAUGACCAAACACAUCAUGAUGGACAGACAUUAGUCAGUGUCUUAUUGCUGUGAACCUGAUCAGCUGUUGUGUUUGAGUGUGCUGAUGCUGUUACUGCAGUAAUCCACUAGAGAGCAGUCUUAUAAAGCUGUCCAGUGGAGGAACUCCUGUUGAAGGAGUUUUUAUUGGAGCUUUGUGUGCGUGUCUGUAAUCAAGAUUCUUUACUGAUUUCUAAUGGACUUACCAUUUGUUUUCACUCUAUAUUUUAAAUAAGUGUAUUGUAUUUGGUUAUGUUUAAGCUCAUUAGGAUGCACUGUGUCCUUUAUGAUCUUUGCUUUAAUCUUCCUUUUUUUCUGUAU
This is a messenger RNA of Danio rerio (zebrafish), 1327 nucleotides long. The record is from RefSeq and is a predicted model, not a curated record. Lineage: Eukaryota; Metazoa; Chordata; Actinopteri; Cypriniformes; Danionidae.